This is a messenger RNA of Varanus komodoensis (Komodo dragon), 2133 nucleotides long. It is a transcript of the gene CDA, whose product is annotated as cytidine deaminase. The coding region runs from base 1364 to 1825 and encodes 153 amino acids. Lineage: Eukaryota; Metazoa; Chordata; Lepidosauria; Squamata; Varanidae. The record is from RefSeq and is a predicted model, not a curated record. The transcript has 6 exons. Gene Ontology annotation, molecular function: cytidine deaminase activity; zinc ion binding. Gene Ontology annotation, cellular component: cytosol.
GCUCCAUUUACUGAAACUGAUUGGCUCCAGUCGCCCCUGGUCACCACUGCAGGUCAGCAAGUGCCGUCCCCAAUAAGUCGUCCAGACUUGCAGAAGCCGUUUCGGGAAGGAUGGAGUUCGGAAGGAGCCACGGCUGUUGAGAAAUGCAUGGAGAAAAGCUCUUUUCUUGCUCCCUGUAACAGGAAGGAAGCGUGCGGGCCCACUGCUCAGGAACGGUGGUGAAAUGCUAGCAGCUGGCAGAUGGGAAGGAACUGCCCAGCUUUUUCCUGAAAAUGUCACAACAUGUGUGACAGCGCAGAAUUACUAAGUGGUCAGGACACGCCUGGCUAUCUUAGACAAGUCCAUGCCUUUGGGCCAGAUGAAUUCCACCGUGAUUCUACAGGAACUGGCUGGUCAGCUGGAAGGAGGUUUAGCAUGGAGUGAAAGUUAUUCAUAUUCUCUGACACUGAUUUCAACGGGAACCAAGUUCAGCUAAUGGUCUGGAUCCAGGCCCAUCAGGGGAAUAAAACAAGCAGCCAUAAAAGUUUAAAGCACAGCAGAGGAAGAGAGAGAGCAAUGGAACUCAAGUGGCAGGGAGUUCCUCAGUCUCUCACUUGAACCACAGCUACAGUUUUCAUCUGCUUCAGCUCCUUUCCUUUUCCUGUUCUAUGCUAUCAAAGUGCAUGUACAUAUCAAUAAAACAAUGCCAACUGUAUCUAUGUACAUAUUUGUUGUACAUAGAGGGGUUUGGAAAAUCUAUUUAUUGGCAUAUUUUUACCCCUCUCCAUUGCAGAGAUCACGCAGCAAGAAAAAUCCCUUCCUGCAGGCUUACAAUGGAAAAAAGUCACAACAUACAAGGAAGAAGGCAUGGGGAGGGAAGAGGAAAAAUGGAGCUGAUUGUUAGCAUUGCUGGUGGAAAGGCCCUGCUUCCCCUCUUAUCUUGGAAGGGGCAGAUAAUAACUGGAACCGGCCCCAGUGUUCCCUUUGCUUGCUCCUGUUCCUUCCUUCAGUGCAGCUGAUCAAUGAAUGCACAGUCUACUUGAGCUUUAAUUCUAAUUAAGUCCAAAUCCCUGAGCCCUAGAAUGCAGCCCAGCACAAAGCCAUGUUUCGUUCAGCUGUUCAGUUGCCUCCGACUAUAAGUGAUCCUAUGGGCCAAAUCUUGCCACUCUUUUCGAUCCAGUGCCACCUCUUUCAGCUCUGGCCUCUGUCCUCUUGAAUGGAGUUUAACUACCUCGCUCUUUGGUGACCUGGUUUUUUCUUUCCGCUGAGCAUUCCAAGGAUUAUAUCUUUUUCUAAGGAGCUUGAUCACACAGGGUGGCCAACAUACGUGAGUCUCAGGGAAGCGUAGCCGGGGCUGAGGCUCGGACACAGCGCAGGGUGAGGCAUGGCGCAAGAGGAGCGGCGGGCCGCACGAGCCACGGGGGCUCGGGCUGCGGUCGACCCCGAGCAGAUCGAGGCCCUCCUGGCCGCGUGCAGAGAAGCCAAGAAGUUUGCCUACUGCCCCUACAGCAACUACCCCGUGGGGGCCGCUCUCCUGACCUCUGAUGGGAAGCUCUUCCUAGGUUGCAACGUUGAGAACGCAUGCUACCCGCUGGGCGUGUGUGCUGAGCGCACGGCUAUCCAAAAGGCAGUAUCGGAAGGAUGCACAAAGUUUCAAGCCAUAGCCAUUUGCUGCAACAGCCAAGAGUCGUUCGCCACGCCCUGUGGGGCCUGCCGGCAAGUGCUGCGCGAGUUUGGCAAGCACUGGGACAUCUAUUUGGCCAAGACAGAUGGGACGUAUAUACAAAAAACUUUGGAAGAGCUGCUACCCCUCUCCUUCGGACCAGAAGAUCUGAAUACAUCCUAAAAAAAGCGAGCUAUCAGGAAGUACUCACUGGCUUUGUCACCCAAGUAUGAAAUUAGGCAAUUAGGAAUUUUCUGUUGCUUUUUUUUUUUUUUAACUUUCCAGAGCAGGUUCAGAGAACUAUGCAAGCAGCUUGUCACAGCGACUUUCAGUUUAUUUGUGCUUUUCUUUCCCAUGCCAUGAGACAUCGAUUUUGAUAUAAGAUGCAAGAAUGAGUCACAAUUCUGUUUGCGUGUUUUUAUUGAGGCAUGUGUGCCGGUUGAUAAAACCACAACACACCCCUGCUUCCAAAUAAACAAGUUUGACAUACA